Messenger RNA from Aspergillus brunneoviolaceus CBS 621.78, 228 nucleotides. RefSeq names its product putative ABC multidrug transporter. The annotation marks the transcript as partial. Gene Ontology annotation, molecular function: ATPase-coupled transmembrane transporter activity. Gene Ontology annotation, biological process: transmembrane transport. Gene Ontology annotation, cellular component: membrane. The transcript has a single exon. The record is from RefSeq and is a predicted model, not a curated record. NCBI's taxonomy places the organism in Eukaryota, Fungi, Ascomycota, Eurotiomycetes, Eurotiales, Aspergillaceae.
CUAUCUCAGGGCCAGUUGCAGCUGUUCUCUCUUGCGCGGGCCCUUCUGCUUCGCCGGUCGCGGGGCAAAGUGGUGCUGCUGGAUGAGGCUGCUAGUAGCAUCGACCUUGAGACCGACGCACUGAUACGAAAGGUGCUAUGUGAGGAGCUCAGAGGAUAUACCGUUCUCGUGGUGGCUCACCGGUUGGAACCGAUCGUUAGUGCAGACUCCGUUGUUGUCCUGGAUUAG